CACCACUACCCAAGAUGUGGCCAUGAUAUUCCAAUCAUUAUUGAGAAGCAAAGAAACUCAAUAUGCUGGUAAUGCUCAUCUUCAUAUUGGUCUCCGUUGUCUCAUCAUAUGGUAAUAAUUUCCCCAUAGCUUUGCCAAACUGCGACGACACUUGCGGCAACAUAACCAUCCCAUUCCCUUUCGGCACCAAACAGGAAUGCUACAUCUCAAAACAAUUCUGGGUGACUUGCAACCACACAGCUUACGAUCCUCCGAAGCUCUUCUGGUGGGACACACAUAUCGAAAUCACUAGAAUAUCCCUUGACGGACAGAUGACGCUGCUGCGGUCCAUAGCGUAUGAUUGCUACGAUAGGACUGGCGCAAGAUCUUCCAACUUCACUUCUUGGAUAAAUCUUACUAAAUACUUCACGGUGAAUAAUACCGGGAAUAAGUUCACCAUCGUGGGGUGCGAUGCCUACGCCUACGUCUCAGGGGAUAGGCUCAACCGCAACUUCAAGACCGGCUGCACCGCCAUGUGCAGUUCGGAGGCUGAACUGACGGAUGGGGAGUGUGCUGGCGUCGGGUGUUGCCAGACUCCCAUUCCCAGAGAUGCGUGGCGGAUCCAAAUUGAGGUCAGUAGUUUUUACAAUUACACAGAGGUUUCGGAGUUCAACAACUGCAGCUAUGCUUUUGUUGCUGAGGAGUCUGCCUUCAAGUUUUCAAAGGAUAAUCUCACAAACUUGGCUGACGUUGAAAAGCUUCCUAUGCUGGUUGAUUGGGCCAUCGGGAAUACCACGUGCGAGGAGGCCAAGAAAAACGCCACCGGCUAUGCUUGCACCAUUGACAACUCUGAAUGCUACAAACCUGUAAACGGCUAUGGCUACCGCUGUCGUUGCAAUAGUGGAUUUGAAGGAAAUCCUUAUCUAACUCAUGGAUGUAUAGAUAUUAAUGAAUGCGAAAAUAAGACUCUAAACAAUUGCACCAAGAAUGAGUACUGCAAUAAUACACAAGGAAGUUACACAUGUUCUUGUCCCAAACAUUUAGAUGGUGAUGGACGAGGUGAAGAUGGCUGCAAGCUUGCCGCAAAGAAGCAGAAUAUGAUGAUUGCCUUUAUCUUCAUUGGAGUUGCCUCUGGGAUUAUUACUCUGCUACUUGUUGUCAUCCUACUCUACAUGGAACUCAAGAGAAGAUCGCAGAGAAAGAAGAAGCAACGAUUCUUCCUCCAAAACGGUGGACAAAUGUUACAGGAGAAACUGGCGAGGAGAGAAGCCUCAUCGGACAUGGUCACCAUUUUCAGCUCAUCCGAGCUCCAAAAGGCUACCAACAACUUCCACAGCAACAUGAUCAUUGGCCGAGGCGGCUUUGGCACCGUGUACAAAGGCGUUCUAGCGGACAGAAGAACCGUUGCCAUCAAGAGGUCCAUAAGAGUUGAUCCCACACAAAUCGAGCAGUUCAUCAACGAGGUAGUUGUUCUAUCUCAAAUCAACCACAGGAAUGUAGUUAUACUUCUUGGUUGUUGCCUAGAAACAGAUGUUCCGCUUUUGGUCUACGAGUUCAUUAGCAACGGCACCCUUUCUUCACACCUUCACAAUGAGGCUAAGGCGUGUGCUCUUGAUUGGAGCACACGUCUGAAGAUCGCUGCAGAAACUGCAGGGGUGUUGUCAUAUCUGCACUCUUCAGCUUCUAUUCCCAUCAUACAUAGGGAUGUCAAAUCGGACAAUAUCCUCUUAGAUCACACUUUUACAGCUAAGGUGUCCGAUUUUGGAGCAUCAAAGCUGGUUCCAAUUGAUCUCGAGCAGCUGUCCACUGUAGUGUUAGGAACUUUGGGAUACCUUGACCCUGAGUAUAUGCAGACGAACCAAUUAACAGAGAAGAGUGAUGUUUAUAGUUUUGGAGUUGUUCUGUUGGAGCUAGUCACAGGACGGAGAGCAUUGAAUUUUGAUAAGCCGAUAGAGGAGAAGAGUCUAGCCAACUAUUUCCUGUCUGUACUCAAACAGGAUAUGUUGUUUGAAAUUCUUGAUGAAAAAAUUGCGAGGUCAGAAAAUAUGGAUCAAAUAUCUUUGGUUUCUAAGCUAGCGAAAGAUUGCUUGAGCGUGAGAGGCGAAGAUAGGCCGAGCAUGAAGGAGGUGGCAAUGGAGCUUGAAGGGCUAAUACUCGGAGGAAAGCACUCAUGGGCACGAAAUAAUGCAGACAAUGCAGAGGAGAUGGAGUCUUUGCUAUCAAAUAAUCCAGAUGGAAUGAGAGGUGUGAGCUCAAGUGUGGGAUAUGACAGCAUUAGCAGGGAUCAUAUUGUUUUACCAAUCAAUGGAGGAAGAUGAUAUUUUACUUUAAGAAUUUAUGUGUAUAUGUUCAUGUUGAGUUUUGUGAUUUAGUAUUGUGUCACAUAUUGUGUUUUGUAAUAUCAAAUGACUGUUUUUGUUA
Salvia hispanica is the source of this 2400-nucleotide messenger RNA. Its product is annotated as wall-associated receptor kinase 2-like. Gene Ontology annotation, biological process: cell surface receptor signaling pathway; protein phosphorylation. Gene Ontology annotation, molecular function: protein serine/threonine kinase activity; polysaccharide binding; ATP binding. The record is from RefSeq and is a predicted model, not a curated record. NCBI's taxonomy places the organism in Eukaryota, Viridiplantae, Streptophyta, Magnoliopsida, Lamiales, Lamiaceae. Gene Ontology annotation, cellular component: plasma membrane.